CCCAUUCUGUUUUUAUUUAUGUAUUACACAGCAUCCGAACUUUUGUGGAAUUGGGGUUGUAAACUACAACAAUAAACAUGAAAUGGCCUGCCCAGUCAGGAUUUUUAUAAGAACUAAUAUUCACGUCACCAGCAUAACCACAAAAUAAAUAAAUAAUUCAAUCUAUUAUUGGAGAAAAUAUUCUAAUAAAAAUUAUAGUGUGUGAUCAAGACAAUAUAAAAGGCUUUUUUGGCUACAGCAUGCAACUGACAGCUAUUAUAAACUUCUCCAUAGACAGCCUGGUCUUUUUUUUUUUGAUUAAGUGAAAGGGUUGAUAGAGGGACAUUUGGACACCUGUGUCCCUCAUUUUAUGCAUCUAUUAAAAAAAGAAACUAUAAACAGUGCCAGGCCUGACACAUAGGACACAAAACCUAUCUUGAUUUUACUGCCACGUCCAUUGACGCAGGUACGCCAUCUGACUGACUGGACUCUGAUUCAAAAUGCAAAAAGGCUUAAUAAAACACCGGUGAUAUACAUGUUCAACAUGACGCUUUUGAGACGGGGGAAGUAUAUAAGCUCAAGGUCCAUCUUAUUUGCUGCAUUUCCACCGUUUUUACUCGGCUCUGUGAGACAGCACAGUUUUCGGAGAAAAACAGCGGUGCAGUAGAGAUGGUCUAUAACUUGAUCUUGUCCUGGACUCUUCUCCUGCUUUCCAUCGGCCCACUGCUGGCACAUCCUGUCUCAGAAACAGUAGACAUGUCUUACCCUGGACCUGGCUCAGCUGAGGAGGCAGGAGCAGUCGGUCCCGAGGACCUGGAUUUGAGCAGCAUUCUCCAGAGGACGACAGGCCUCAGUUACUCCCCGCUACUCCCCAAAGAUGGUCUCAGAGUGUCAGGGCUGCUCCCUCAAGAAGCUCUAAAAGAGGUUCUGCUGGAGAAACCAGGCCAUCUAAGCUCUCUCAGUCACAUACUUGGUAUUAAGAGGCCAUACAGAAAGAGGGGCAACGGACCUGACUGCUUCUGGAAGUACUGUGUUUAAUACUGGCAUGGGAAAUCACAUGUAUGACUGAGAGAUUGGGCUUGUUUUCAGAUACCAACAUAAAUGUGCACACACACAGAUGCAGUCCAGAUGAACACCCAUAAAAUACAUUUGUGCUCUUAAAUAUCUGUUGUUCACAGAUUAUUUAUUAAGACAUACCAUCAUGAGCUAAAAGUGAAACCACUUGUAUUGGGGUUGUUUAUAUUUUUGCACACCGGCAUUUCUGUGAUGUUCUGUGAACCUUUUAAAAUGUUGCUUGAAAUUGAUAUUUGAC
This is a messenger RNA of Neoarius graeffei (lesser salmon catfish), 1291 nucleotides long. RefSeq names its product urotensin 2, alpha (gene uts2a). Gene Ontology annotation, cellular component: extracellular region. Lineage: Eukaryota; Metazoa; Chordata; Actinopteri; Siluriformes; Ariidae. The coding region runs from base 649 to 1017 and encodes 122 amino acids. The record is from RefSeq and is a predicted model, not a curated record. The transcript is spliced from 4 exons. Gene Ontology annotation, molecular function: hormone activity. Gene Ontology annotation, biological process: blood vessel diameter maintenance; regulation of blood pressure.